Penicillium coprophilum is the source of this 1296-nucleotide messenger RNA. RefSeq names its product putative aminotransferase. The record is from RefSeq and is a predicted model, not a curated record. Gene Ontology annotation, biological process: biosynthetic process; amino acid metabolic process. Gene Ontology annotation, molecular function: transaminase activity; pyridoxal phosphate binding. Lineage: Eukaryota; Fungi; Ascomycota; Eurotiomycetes; Eurotiales; Aspergillaceae. The coding region runs from base 1 to 1296 and encodes 431 amino acids. The transcript has a single exon.
AUGACCCACUCAGUGCUCUCCCGUCGUGCACAAAAUGUCGUCGAUGCCGGAUCCGAGAACCCCAUGUGGGAUGUGAUGAAGGAUACAUGGGACGUAUCAUCAAACCCCAAUGGAUACGUCAAUGUGGGCGUAGCAGAAAACACACUGAUGCACCACGAGCUAUUAAAAUUCAUCAACAAGAAACUCGAGCUACCCGCAAAGUAUCUCACGUACAACGACGGCGGAUGUGGCUCUUUCAGAUUAAAGGCCGCCGUCGCCGGCUUUUUGAAUCACCAUAUGAAGCCAGCCACGCCCCUCGAGCCCAGCCAUAUCAUGGCGACCAACGGUGUCUCGUCUGCAGUUGAGCAUGUUGUAUGGUCAUUUGCAGAUCCCGGGGAGGGAAUUCUUCUAGGAAGACCGUACUACGGCACGUUUAUUCCUGAUAUCUCGCUUCGUUCGGGGAGUUGUGUGGUUCCUGUUAGUUUUGGCGAAUGCGAUCCUCUCGGCCUGGAGGGUGUGGAUAAGUACGAAGAAGCAUUGCUGGAGUUCCACCAGAAAACUGGCAAGAAAGUCAAGGCUUUGAUGCUUGCUCAUCCUCAUAAUCCGCUUGGACGCUGCUAUCCUCGAGAAGUGCUCGUCAAGCUGAUGCAGAUGUGUCAGAAAUACCAGGUGCAUUUCAUCAGUGAUGAAAUCUAUGCUCUUUCCGUCUUUGAAAAUACUGUCGAUGAAUACCCCCCACCUGUCAAAUUCGAAUCAGCUCUCUCAAUCGAUCUCGCUGGUAUCAUUGACCCGAGGUUGGUUCAUGUCCUUUGGGGUAUGAGUAAAGACUUUGGCGCAAACGGUAUCAGACUCGGCGUUAUCAUUUCCCAGGCCAAUCGUGAUGUUCAUAUGGCUUUAACUGGGCCCUCGCUUUAUACUUAUGCGUCUGGAAUCACAGACUACUUGACUGCCCUCUUGCUUGAAGACUUCGACUUCACCAAUCGAUAUAUUCAGCAAAAUCAGAAGCUGCUAUCUGAGGCUUAUGCACACACGGCGAACUAUUUGAGAGAACACGGGAUUGAAUAUGCAACAGGAUGCAAUGCUGCAUUCUUCGUCUGGAUGAAUCUCGGAAAGAAAUACCGCGAGCUGCACCCGGAGGAUGAGUGUGAGGUUGUCGGGGAACGAGUCAUGCAGUGCCUUUUGCAAAAGAAGGUCUUCUUAGCUAGCGGCUUUCUAUUCGGGUCAGAAAAGGACGGGUGGUUCCGAAUUGUGUUUACACAGGGCAAUGACUAUUUGAGCGAGGCUUUAGAAAGAAUGAUCGCAGCACUAGAGGAAUAA